This is a messenger RNA of Dibothriocephalus latus, 192 nucleotides long. Lineage: Eukaryota; Metazoa; Platyhelminthes; Cestoda; Diphyllobothriidea; Diphyllobothriidae. The record is from the annotation of a GenBank genome assembly.
ACUGACAAGAAUAAUAAGAAUAAAGAGAAGAGGAGAAGGAAGGAAUCCUACGCAAUCUACAUCUACAAGGUCCUCCGUUUGGUUCACCCUAAUACUGGCAUCCGAUCGAAGGUUAUGUCCAUCAUGAAUUCCUUCGUGAAUGACAUCUUUGAGAGAAUAGUUGCGGAGUCUAGCCACCUCUCUCACUACUAG